This is a messenger RNA of Suillus bovinus, 1320 nucleotides long. RefSeq lists its product as uncharacterized. Bases 184 to 1239 code for a protein of 351 amino acids. Lineage: Eukaryota; Fungi; Basidiomycota; Agaricomycetes; Boletales; Suillaceae. The transcript has 2 exons. The record is from RefSeq and is a predicted model, not a curated record.
AAAAGUUCUGGCUUGCCUCGAUUCGUAGAUGCCCUUUUGGAGAAGUUCCAAAUGGUUCUCUGGGAAUGAAAUGGAGGCGAUCUCGACGAAGUCACACGCAGGGCAUGGAAACUCCUCAAUAUCAUUUGUCUUGUGCUUGAACCUGCCAAAGAUCACUAUCGUGGUGGUCCUUCAUCCAACGCCAUGCGGAACCUGGACGUGUGCAAGAAGAUUUAUUUACGACUCGGGUCAUCCGGACCAUAUGCUUCCUGGAAAUUGUCGAAAGUUCUGCAAAAUGCACUGCGCUUCACGCUCAUUGCUGCCAAAGUAUCUCGGGACCCUGCCCACUUGUGGUAUGGCCAUUAUUCAGAAACAGGCGACUCCCGUUCGCCAGAAGACCUUGACUGGCUGAUGGACUAUCUCGAGUACAUUUAUUUUGGCUACGAGGAAACGGCAUUUGACAUCCUUUUGUUGUUGGAUGUCAUGAAAGUGCGCUGCAGCCCUGCUAAAUAUCAUCAGUUCUUCAAGACCCUCAUUCCCUGCAUGGGCAGUUACAUGCCUCACCAUUCACGCCAUGUCGCUCUCCGCGCGGCUCGCAAUGCUCGAGAAGAAAUUGCCUCAAUUGAUGCCAUUCAUGAUGUGGAGUUGCGAGAUAUGAUCUUGACGAAGCUCUCCCCCGCUAUCCUGAUUGCGGCUUGUCCCCAACCAGAUGAUGCAACACUCUCCGAUGAUGGUCCUGACCCCUUCUUUCAUUAUGACCGCGACUUGUGCUAUCUCGAACUGCUCUUUGCCCUCGCGAGGAAUUCCAAGUGGCACCCCCAUUUGUUUAGGGAUCACCAUAUAGAUCGAUGCAUUGGCAUUAUCGCACAUUGCCGCUUCGGGCCACAUGCAUUUUACCUGGCUGGCAUCCUCCUCCGAAUUGCACCUGAACAGUUGUCAGUUACAUCGCUCGAUUUCAUCACAGGACAGUGGUGGAACAUUAUCAGCGAUGCAUGGUCCGGUACUAGCUCUAUCAUGAGAAUCGACGAUGCACGCUUUUUCGAGUUCCUCCCCGUCCUUGUGGAAGGCACGAAGAAGUAUAUGCAUAUUGCUUAUGGACUCCAGUAUUUGAUUACAAAAGUGGAUUAUGUUCUCGGAUUGCUGGAGAGGCGAUAUUCAGAGCAGGGAGAGGGUCUCGCUGUUGCUGUGAAAGAGUUGAGGACUGUAGCCAGCGAGAUGCUUGAGAAAUCGGUCAGCAGUAAAGGAGUUAGUAGUCCCUGAUUAUGAUGAUACUUCAAUGUAUGUUGUACGAUACAGAUGGUGCGAUGAUUCGCAUAUACUCUCAGCAGACCCCGUGCGUGA